UUAAACAUUUAUGAUUCAGAUUCGCUUUAGUUUAUUUAAAAAUGAAACUGGCUACGUUAAUGAAGUUGUAUCUCCGGAAAAAUAUCUCUCGACGGCUGUUUUUAAUUCUGCGACGUAAGAUACUUCGACGGAGACGAAAAACAUAUUUUCAUGACGAAUGGCGUGCAGCAUCAUUUAGCCUGAAUGCUUUAAGCGAGAAGGAAUGCUGGGAUUUUUUCCGCUUUAAGAAGCAUGAUCUUCCUAUGUUGGCGACGGCGCUUAAAAUUCCGGAUUUGGUCUGGACUGCAGAAGGAGACUGUGUGAAUGCUGUGGAGGCCUUGUGCAUUUUGUUGCGCCGUCUGUGUUAUCCAAAUCGAUGGAUUGAACUGCGUACAUUUUUUGGCCGUUCCCAAGGUUCUAUGUCGAGAAUUUUCUACGCGGUCUUGUCAGUACUGGAUCGCUUGUGGUCGAAGCAUCUUUCCCGCCUGGAUCAUCCCUGGUUGUCAGAAGAAGAUCUCGCAGGGUACGCGUCGGCUAUCUCACAGAAAGGAGGUGUUUUCCCUGAUGUUUUUGCCUUUAUUGACGGGACGGCGCGCCCCAUUUGCCGACCAACAUAUAACCAGAAGAUCAUGUACAGCGGCCAUAAACGUCUCCACUGCACCAAGUGGCAGUCUAUUUUACUACCAAACGGAUUAAUUUGCAACCUGUACGGCGGUGAACCUGGUAGUGUCCAUGACAGUCGCAUGUUUCAAGAGAGUAAAAUGCUCGGGCGACUGAAAACCAUGCAGAGCACCUUUUGCCGGAAAUUCGCGUUAUAUGGAGAUUCUGGUUAUGGAAUGAACGAUUAUUUAAGGAAGCCGUACUCAAAACUUCAGACAGCGUACAACCGCGUGAAGAGACACCAGAACGAUGCCAUGAAAACUGUUCGGGAAUCUGUGGAAUGGGGGUUCAAGGAAGUGGUUGUUAAAUUCGCUUUUGUAGACUUCAGAAAACAGAUGAAGUUAUUCGAGAAACCCGUUAACAAAAUUUUUCGUAUGGCUGUUUUUUUGACAAAUUGUUGUAACUGUUUGUACCCUAACCAAGCAAGUCAGUAUUUUAAUGUUGAACCACCAACACUGGAAGAAUACCUGUGUUAA
Molecule: messenger RNA, 1115 nt
Organism: Paramacrobiotus metropolitanus
Lineage: Eukaryota; Metazoa; Tardigrada; Eutardigrada; Parachela; Macrobiotidae
Exons: 2
Coding region: 42-1115 (357 amino acids)
Source: RefSeq, a predicted model, not a curated record